This is a messenger RNA of Peniophora sp. CBMAI 1063, 2370 nucleotides long. Lineage: Eukaryota; Fungi; Basidiomycota; Agaricomycetes; Russulales; Peniophoraceae. The record is from the annotation of a GenBank genome assembly.
AUGAUCCUGCACCGAUGUUGGCCUCGGCUGCAGCUUCCGGUCUUCUUGCAGUCGAGAGCGGCGUCGACUGCCGCUUCUCCCACUUCAAACCUCCGAAACUUGGCUGUCGUCGCACAUAUCGACUCCGGAAAGACUACCCUUACAGAGUCUAUUCUGUACCGCUCGGACUACCUCAAGGCCUCGGGUACAGUCGACACCGGCAGCACGGUCACCGACUUUCUGCCCGCCGAACGCGCUCGCGGCAUCACCAUCCAGUCGGCCAGCGUUCCGGUCCAUUGGAAAGACUACCAUAUAAACCUAAUCGACACGCCCGGACACGCCGACUUUGGGAUGGAGGUCGAGAGCGCGAGUAGAGUCGUGGACGGUGCCAUCAUCGUCCUCGACUCGGUUGAAGGAGUCGAAGCCCAGACCAAAGGCGUGUGGCAACAGUUGAAUAGAUACGCCGUACCGACACGCAUGAUGUUCAUGAACAAGAUGGACCGUCCUGGCUCUUCAUAUCACUCGUCUAUGCUGUCGCUUUUGGCACACCGCAUACACCCCAAUCCGAUGGCCGUCACGCUUCCUAUAGCCUCAUUUGACUCGAAGGACUACAGGCUUGCGGAGCCCGGUAUUCAGGGGCUAGUGGACCUCAUCAAAUGGGAGGUGUGGCGCUGGCAUGCGGAUACAGACAGACCGAUUCGAACGCCUCUUCCUCGAUCGGACGGCGACCUACAGGGACAGCAUGUAUUGCCGUCCGACCAUCCUCUACUCCCACACUUACUUCAGGCCCGGGUGGCGCUGCUUGAGAACUUGUCUAUGUUCUCCGAACCGUUGAUGGAACAGCUACUCGAUCUACCUACAAAUCCAUCCGCAAAUCUUGCUGUUUCUGCACCGGCGGUGAUCAGUCAUUUACGAGACGCAGUACUUCGGUCCGACGUACUGCCCAUAUUCUGCGGUGCAGCUGUCAGCCACAUUGGGACAGAGAUUCUGCUGGACUAUGCGGGUCACCUGCUGGCCAGCCCUUUGGAUGUUGCUUCUCACAAGCACAAUAACCCCGAUCUCGUACAACUGUUGGCCUGGAAGGUCGCGUGGGAUAGUAAGAAGGGUUGGAUGACAUUCGUGCGCGUCUAUUCGGGAACCCUCCGACGACAGACCACACUCAACAACACCACUCGUAAUGUCAAAGAACGGAUAUCCAAGGUUCAACUCCUUUACGCCAACGAGGCCGUCGACGUCGAUGAACUACCAUACGGUUCCGUCGGUGUCAUUCUGGGUCUGAAGCACACGAAAACUGGAGACACGCUGUCCUCCACGGCACAUGGGAGGAAUGCGCAUGUCGAGAUUUCGGCGCUACCAAACAUUGUCCCACCUCCGGCUGUGAUGACUUCAGCCAUCAUCCCACAGUCCCACGCCGAUCUCGCCCCUGUGGAAGAGGCUCUCAACUCACUGACACGGACCGACCCCUCUGUACGUGUAGAAACGCACGAAGGCCAACUUCUUGUGCACGGCCUCGGUGCAUUGCAUCUGGAGAUAGUAGCCGGGCGCCUCAAGGACGAAUGGAAGACAAAUUUUGAGCUCGGUCGACGCUACGUUUCUUUCCGUGAGGGCUUAGGGCAUCGAGAGCCCUCGGACGUCCCGGUUUCAUGGAGCACAAAUGCAGGAGGUGGCGUUGUAACAGCGAACGUUGAGUUCAAGGUGAACGCUUUAGACGAGAGCGACUCCGGAGACCUCGCGUGGGGUGGCAACCGAGUGUUCGGCCCCGAUGGCAAUGCGCUCGCAGGCCCCGAAAGCGCAUACGCUCAGGCGGAUCCAGUGGGCCACAUCGCCCGCGGCAUCGCUGCGGCCCUGUCGAACUCGCCAACCACUUCCUUGCAGCUCUCGAAAAUAUGCGUCAGAUUAUCUUCACAUAACUUGACUCCCGGGGCCCCUUUGACCGUGCUCACGGGUGCGAGCGCCUUCGUCCUCCGCGAGCAGUUCAAGGCUCGCGGGCCGGGGCCCAUCAUGGAGCCUUUCAUUCAGCUCAAUAUCUCCGCGACGGAGGAUACCGUCGGGCGAAUCGUCAAAGACCUCACAGAGCACGGCGGUGAGGUCCUGGACCUCGCUGGUUCGAGCACUGGCGCCGAAGACUCCGAUCCAUACCCUCAAGACGGUGUAUACAUCCCACCCGCAUGGUUAUCCCCAUCUGCCAUGGACUCUGGGAGUGAUGCGGGUACAGCUCGCCAGCGCCGCAAUAUCUCAGCGGUCGCCCCGCUCAGUCAAAUGCUCGACUACUCCGUCCGCUUGCGCGCUCUCUCAGGCGGUCAUAGUCAAUUCGAUAUGACACCUGCGGGCUUCCGGACCGUGAGUGAAGCGCGGAAGAUGGAUAUUCUAAAAGAGAUCGGCCGUGCUUAG